Frankliniella occidentalis (western flower thrips) is the source of this 1298-nucleotide messenger RNA. RefSeq lists its product as uncharacterized. Gene Ontology annotation, molecular function: structural constituent of chitin-based larval cuticle. The transcript has 3 exons. The record is from RefSeq and is a predicted model, not a curated record. Gene Ontology annotation, cellular component: chitin-based extracellular matrix. The coding region runs from base 90 to 866 and encodes 258 amino acids. Lineage: Eukaryota; Metazoa; Arthropoda; Insecta; Thysanoptera; Thripidae.
AGUCUAUAUAAGAAGUCCGCGGCGCGCGCGCGCGUCACUCUAGUUCCAUCCAUCUUGCGGGCAGCCGGCGUGCCAUCCACAGCGACAUAAUGGACAGAAUAAUAACCCUCCUCGGUCUGCUCGCGGCCUGCCUGGCGGUGACCAGCGCGCAGUACAACCAGCAGACGACCACGCCCGUGCCCAUCCUCAAGCAGAUCAACAGACACAACGAGGACGGCUCCUACAGCUACGGCUACGAGGGCGCCGACGGCUCCUUCAAGAUCGAAACCAAGUUAGCGAACGGCGAGGUGCAGGGCAAGUACGGCUACGUCGACGAUUCGGGCAGCAUCAGGGAGGUGGAAUACGGCGGCGGCAAGCGCGGAUUCGAGGUGGCAGGGCCAGGCAUCAACGUCCCGCCGCCCACACUCGUCAACAACGACCUGGGCAGCACCGACUACGACGACGGCCAGUACCGCGAGGACCCCAGCAUCUACCUCAAGGAGACCGCGAAUGGCGGCCGCCCCGGACUCGCCGGCGGGCCAGGCUUGUCCCUGCCGCCCCCGUCCCGGCCCGCGCCCCGGCCCGCACCCAUCCAGCACCAGUACACGUCGCCUGCGUACCAAGCCAGGACGCCGAGCCACGUGCAGCAGCACUUCUCGCAGCAACCUGCCUACAGACCGGCGCCCGCCUACAACCCGCCCGCGCCCGCCUACAAUCCCGCGCCGGCCUACAACCCCGCACCCGCCUACAACCCCGCGCCCGCCUACAACCCCGCGCCCUACUACAACCCUGCGCCUUACCAGGUCGAUCCGAACCAGUUCUACGGACACCCGGCCAGGAACAUAGACAUCAGGACCGGGUCGUACUCGGUGCAGUACAACGGCUGAAGUCCGCAUAGAGACACCGCGCCUUCUCUUGUACAAAUUUGCGUUUAAGAUGGUUAGGUUGUAAGCUCCAAUGCUCAAGGGGGGACGUCUCAUAUCUGAUAAACGAGAAUUGGGAUGCAGUGUUGUGUUGAAGAGUAAAGAGCUGAUGCUAAUCACGUCGAGGUAAGUCAUGUCGCGCGGAAACGCGCGGAAAAGGAAGAGAGACAACUGAUGUAUUAUUAAAAAACAAAGAUGCAUGCUUUUUAUUUGGACAGCAGCGAAUGCGCUAGUCAGGUUAGACUGAUUCUGCUAUAAAUAGCCGUUCCUCAUGCCAUAGAAUGUUACCAUUCGUACCCCUCGUGUACUAAUGAUAGCAGUGAGCCAACGGCUUGUUGACUAUCAAGACUACCCUGAACACGAUUGUGAAAAAAUAAAAGAGGUGUUGUUUUGAAA